AUGGAACCCGGCACCACUUUUAACCAUUUCUUACCUAGUCCGAUUGCGAUCAAAGGUAUUCUGGCAGCAUUCUUGGCGCAGCUCUGUGGCCAAGAGCAGCUGCAACAACAGCAGCAUUUAGCAGCAGCAUUAGCAGCAGCAGCAGCAGGAGGAGACUUCACAGUGAAGGGCUGCCCCAACAAACAGCAGGUCCUGACUGCCGUUCGUCAGAUGCAGAAACUCCUCUCCACACAGGAGUCUCAGUAUAAGCAGGGAAUGCGUACCAUGAGGCGCAAGCUCACUCUGCUCCAGAGUUCAGUGAACAAACAGACAGGCAAAUACAAUGAGACUUGCCCCAAACUCAAUGUCCCAAGUAAUGGCAAGAAGUUUGGAAACAAGUACAGCGUGAGCCAUGAGGUGCACUUUGCGUGUGACCCCGGGUUCCUGCUGGUUGGGAUGGACACCAGAGUGUGCCAGGACAACAAGAAAUGGAGCGGACAGCAGCCCUUCUGUAAGAAUAUAAACGAGUGCUCGAGCAAUCCCUGUAAGAACGGUGGCACCUGUGUGGAUGACAUUAACCGAUACGCUUGUCUCUGUCCUCCUGGUUGGGUUGGCUACAACUGUGACCAUGCUUUAUUUUCACAUUGGACCACAACACGGAGCGACCCAUCCUUCAGCCGCCAGCCUCGCUGCACCAGUGUCCAAGGUUCCCAGCACUGCAGCUGUGAUCCGGGAUUCCACCUGAGCGGCAGGGAGGUCAGGCUUUGCAAAGAUGUAGACGAAUGUGAGCUGUUUCAGAGAGAGCGGCAGGCUCGCCUGUGUGCCCACGCCUGCGUGAACACCCCCGGGUCAUACCGCUGCACGUGCCCCCCAGGGUACACUUUGCAAGAGGAAGGACGAGGAUGCGAUGAUGUUAACGAGUGCUCAAGCGGCCAGCACAACUGCAGCAGGGAGGAGUCCUGCAUUAACAACCACGGAGGGUUUUACUGUGUCCGACCGGAGUGCCCGAAAUCUCGCUUCAAUGCCAGCUACGUGAAGACGUCCCAGUUCAAAUGUGAGAGGAAUCCUUGUCACAUGGACAGUAAGCUGUGCGCGAACGCCGCGUACUCCAUCACCUACCAUUACCUCACCCUCACCUCCAACCUCAAGACCCCCCGAGCCCUCUUCCGCAUGACCACCAGCCGAUUCAACGGGGACACCAUCCGAUUCAGCAUCGUGGGCGGGGUGGGGCAGGGCCACUUCACCAUCCAGCGCUCUGACAGGCAGACGGGAGAGCUGGUUCUCGUACAUCCCGUCCAGGGCCCCGCCACCUUGGAGGUCGAGAUGGAGAUGACGGAACUCUCCGGAAAAACGAUACUCACGAAGCACGUUUCAAAAGUCAUCAUCUACGUCUCCCAAUACACUUUCUAA
Callorhinchus milii (elephant shark) is the source of this 1389-nucleotide messenger RNA. RefSeq names its product fibulin-7-like. The transcript is spliced from 9 exons. NCBI's taxonomy places the organism in Eukaryota, Metazoa, Chordata, Chondrichthyes, Chimaeriformes, Callorhinchidae. Bases 1 to 1389 code for a protein of 462 amino acids. Gene Ontology annotation, molecular function: calcium ion binding. The record is from RefSeq and is a predicted model, not a curated record.